Molecule: messenger RNA, 3703 nt
Organism: Scleropages formosus (Asian bonytongue)
Lineage: Eukaryota; Metazoa; Chordata; Actinopteri; Osteoglossiformes; Osteoglossidae
Gene: rnf24
Product: ring finger protein 24
Exons: 6
Coding region: 347-796 (149 amino acids)
Biological process (GO): proteasome-mediated ubiquitin-dependent protein catabolic process
Cellular component (GO): endomembrane system
Molecular function (GO): ubiquitin protein ligase activity; zinc ion binding
Source: RefSeq, a predicted model, not a curated record
GGACGGGGACUCGAACUGGGGGAGCAGCUCGUGCGCUACGUGCAACGCCGUAUCCAGUGCUGGAAGAGACACGCGGAGCCACGGGUUGGGCUCGAUCGCGGAGGAGGGAAGAGGUCGGAAGCCGCCCAGUUACAUUCAUAAGUCCGCGCGCGCGCUGCGUGUGUGCGAUGGAGCGUGCGGCUCCGCGCGGCUCUCAGUGAGGGAGGCGACCCGCACCGACCCGCACCGACCCGCACCUCUCCUUCGUUCGUGUCUGCGAUCAAAUCUCGCUGCGAGAGAGUGCGAGCGAUCACUGACCGGACCCGUCGUCGCCGGAGCGGAAACACAGAGACGGCGCCGAAUAUCUAUGAUCUCCGACUCUCAUCGGUACAGUUUCAGGAUGCCAAACAUAGGAUUCCAGAACCUUCCCCUGAACAUCUACAUCGUGGUGUUUGGAACAGCCAUCUUCGUCUUCAUCCUCAGCCUUCUCUUCUGCUGCUACCUGAUAAGGCUACGGCACCAAGCCCACAAGGAGCUGUACGCCUACAAACAGGUCAUACAGAAGGAGAAAGUCAAAGAACUAAAUUUACAUGAGAUAUGCGCUGUGUGUUUGGAAGAGUUCAAGCAGAAGGAUGAGCUGGGGAUCUGUCCGUGCAAACACGCCUUUCAUAGGAAGUGCCUCAUCAAGUGGCUAGAGGUUCGGAAAGUGUGCCCCCUCUGCAACAUGCCAGUUUUACAGCUGGCUCAGCAGCAAGGCCCAUCUGAGGGUCAAGGGCCCACACAGCAGCCCCUGCCUGGUGUAGAGAACCUGGUCUAGCGCCUCCUACUGGUACGGUCUCACCUAACCCCAGUCACACACCCGAAGAGGUACGCUCGUCCGUGGCGACGACAGGAGAACUGUUACCGUGCAGCAGUCCCCCAACCACGAAUCGGCCGCCUGCUUUUCUUUUUCGCCCUCUUCCCUGCCUCUACGUUGGUGGAACUGUGACGUUUUUUGUGCACAGUGAAGAAUUAUUUCGGUUCUCUCCGCGGCAACGCAUCGGACAUUCGGACUGUUUGACAACCAAAGCACUUUUUUGGGGACACCAGCACAAGGAAAGAUACAAACAACAACAGCAACAAUAACAGCAGCGUUCGAUAGGAAUGACUGCAUUGCAAGGAUUUUUUUUCUUUUUUUUUUAACAAGCACUUUAUAAGAACACUAAUCUCUUCCGAACAUGGUAGCAAGGUCAUAUUUUUCUACUUUAUUAUCAUUUUAUUUUUUAUUUCGGUGCCACAUGUACAGAGCCUCGUCCAUUUUAUUUUUGUUACAAGGGACAAAAUGUAAAAGGGACAAGCCGUUGGGCAGAGCAAAGAUGCAAACUUCGAAACUUGUCAUUGCUGGAAAAUUAGUCAUUUUUUGGCCCGUGAUUUUUGGAUGCAAAGGCAACCGCCUGGUUCCCUCUGUGGGGCUGUCAGGUCUUGGUCAAGGAAGGUGAUGGUGUCCCAUCCGACUUCGUCCGUUUUCCGGACCCAGUGCCUUUCCUUAGCGCAUUGUCCGAGAGUCUCGCGUGCUCCAGCCUGCUCCCGCUCCCUAGUAGUGAGAGGUCAUCAUCGAAUGUGGUAACAUUCAACUAAGCGGAUGUUUUCGGAUCUCAGACAAACGUCACUUAAAUAUUCGGGUGGUGAAAGGGGGCGUCUGUCAGGCGCAGACGGCCACUAGAAAGCAGGAACCCCCGUCGCACUUUGACUUCAGAUGCUGGCUGGGGUAAAGCGACCAGCCAGGCUAUAAAUGACCCACCGGAGGAUGAGGAUGGUUCCACAGUUUUAGUGGGACACUGCGGUGAAAAGCACUGGGAAAGGGUCUUACUCCUGCGUCAUACUUGCAGGCUAUGGCCUCGGUACUCCGAUACGGCUCGGGUCCCACAGAACCAAGACCUUUUAACUGCAGUGCACACAGCUGGCAGAUUAUGUGUCAAAUUUUCCCCAGUCAGUAAAGCUGCUGUGGGCACAGAACGACUGUAGUCCAAGUACCUGACUAGGAGCCUCCGGCCCGGUCGUCACGUCGAGGUGCGACGCUAUGCAAGGUCACAAAUGGGUAUUUGCACGUUCGUGUGGAACAAACGUAGCGUGUUCAUCUCUUGUCAGAGACUGGUGCAAGUUCGCUUCCAGCACCGUGAGUCAGCCUGCUUUGUGGAAGACCAGGCUUUGUGAGCAGAUCCUGCCCCCGCAGCCAGAGAUGUAGUCUGUAGAUGUAGAAGGAAAAACAUCUCCACCAUUCGCCAGUGACCACUCAACUGGUUAUACCGGUUCGCUGAAGGACUCCUCUUUCUCCUGGUCUUCUGGGCAGCUUUUCUUAGCCCCCCCGCAGUUGCUCACCGAGAGAAUGGAGGCCUUAUUCUACAUUUAUUCAUUCUAGCGCUUCCCCCCUACUCUCUCGCCACACGAGGGCUUUCCAUUCCCGUCCGCUCCCAUUUCUUUUAUGCAGCCCCUUCUUUUAUGGCAGCCUCGUGCACUCGGGCUUCAUGGGAAUUCCGCUGCACAAUGGGUUUGAAAGCGAGCAAAGCGGAGAGGGGGAGACUAGGCCGGUGGAUGGACACACAUCCUCAGAGCACACUCUCAUCAGCCACCGGGACAUUCAGAGGCGAGCGGGGGACCCACAGGUAGCCUGGGGAGGGUGGGCUGUGGCCCCACCUUGCUGUUUACAGGGGCUUCAAAAGCCUGGUCAACCCAAGCAGAUCCAUCACUGCCAGUGUUGUUUACCCCCCAGGUGGCAGGACUGGGUGGGGUGAGAAAAAUGCCUUCAUAUCAAGAGCCCCUCAAAGACUCAAUAGUUUGCUCACCUUCUAGGGACUGCACUGUGUAACAGGAGGGACCGGGGUGCUUCAGCUCCUCUGUCUUACCCUGGGUUUUCUGUGAGUAUUAACUUGAUCGAACUCGUUAUCGAUUUAUUCUUCACUGACGGUCACAAAGGGCACUGGAACUAGUCAUUCUGGGAACUAGAAAUAACGGAACAGUCUCACGGCCCGGAACCAGAACACAGUAUUAGAUGGCAGGAGUAUGUUUUUUUUUUUUUUUUUUUAAAAUCUGUCUCUGUGCGGUUAAGGUACAAGUCGUGUUUCGGCAGGCGCUUUAUACGUUCAUGCAUAUGUGUGUCGUGCGGAGUCAUCGCUGUGGACGACCGCGCACGGUGUGUCUCACAGCUCACUUGGGGUUAAAAUCCCCAAAGUUGUCCUCACAUGUCCUCAGAUACAGCUGGGACCAGCAGUCUGUUCACAACUCAAUUUGUUCGUAACUCCAAAAUCACUUUAGCCACGAAUGCAGACGCCACCCUGAAUUAUUUACCGCUUAGGUGCUCAAAUCUUGGCUCUAGUUAUAAUAAAAAUACUUAUGACUAAUUUUUUUAUUAGCUUUCACUGACAUUAAAUUGACCAAUUUGAAAUUACGGGGGAAAAAAAAUAAUACUUGAGAUGAAAUGCUAGACACAAGCUGUAAACACUGUGGAAGCGAGGUGAACUCAUCUAGCCCUGUACUUCUACAACGUUUGGGCAAGUUUUACUGACAUUCGGUACGUGGACACGUCACGUUCGCAAACAAUACAUUUAAGAAAAAAGACCAGUGUAGAAAAUUCAAUUAAAAUGCAGUAGAAAACGUCGCAUGUUAGAAAUUUCAUAACUCAAACGUUCGUAACACGAGGAGCCGGCGUAAUCGGAUAUGGCGGUGACUCGUUCACUGUCACACUAAA